GUUCUCUUUUUUUCUACCUCUUUCCUUCCCUCCCACCCUUCUUUCCUUUCUUCCAAUACUUGGUGUCUACCAUAUGCCAGGGUUUUUCUAGGCCUUCGGGACACAAAAGUGAUCUAUACAGAUGGGCCUUGCCUUGGUGGAAUUUGUAACUAACAGGAUGAGAGAUAUUAAUCAAGAAACCGCACAGUCAAAUAUUUCACAGCAGAGGAAUGGGUGCUUUGAAUGAGGGGUAUGAGGGUGGCGGCAGUCAUGAAGAAGGUGAUGCCACUAAGCCAGGGACAUAAGGGAAGUGACGUUAGCCAAGCGCUGAGGAAGUCACCACCUAGGAGAAAGGAGAGGGAAGAGACUCCAGGCAGAAGCAUUAGCCCAUGCAGAGCCCCUGUGGCGGGACGAUGCUUGGCGAGUGAGAUGGACCAAGAGAAGGCCUGUGUGGCUGGACUGGACAGAGUGAAGGGAAUAUGAGUUGGAUUGAGAGCCAGCAGACUAGUUGAAAAAGUGUCAGAUGUCUCAGAAGAACUGUGAGGCUGAAUCUGGAGCCCCAACCUCUCCUAGCCUCCUGGAGGAGGAUGACUCAGGGCCCCUGUCCUCCCAACAGCAGGCCAUCAGUUCAAGGGACAAGAAGCCCCUAAGCUCCCUCCACCUUUCACACAGGACCCAGGUGGCCUUGGAGUACCUGCCUUUCUUCUGCACCUAUGGGUGCCUCCUGGCAGACGAGGGGUUGGUCCUGCAGCUUGAGACACCACUCCAGGAUGACUCAGAACUGCUCAGUGGGUUCUUCCCUUACUACCACUCUGAGGAGGAGAGUUUGCCCAGCCUGGCCCUUCCUGGCUGGUCACACAGGGGCUCCCAAGAUCUGCCCACUGAGAAGGAGGCACAGGCUGGCUGCUUCUGCAGGACAACAGUCAGGAACGAAUGCUCUGCUGCCUUGGCACACUCGGACCUCAUCUCUGGGUCCUCACACUCACUGGCCUGCUGCCCCGUCCUGCAGGUCUUGGCAGGGUUCCACCAUGACAGUGACUGGGAUGCCCCUCUCUCCAGGGACGAUGGUCUUUAUGCCUCAGGAUUCGUGAAUUACUACAGAACCCCUGAGGACGGGCUACACACUAGCCCUGGGCCUCCUGCCUCUCCAUCUGGGAGCCAGGGGCCCUCAGGGGCUGCCCAGGGCUGGUGCAGUCACACCAAGGGGAAGCUGGAGCUGACUGCAGCAGAAACCACUGGAGAGCAGGCCCCCAGCACCCACUGACCAUCGAGGGAUGAAGCCUGUCCCAAGCUCAGACAGAGGGAGUAGGAGCCACCUGAACAACUGAAGGGUGCAGACACCCAGAAGCUGGUUUUGUAAAUAAAUCGUGCACCUUGGAGCUGGUGCACUAAUUGGA
Messenger RNA from Pongo pygmaeus (Bornean orangutan), 1376 nucleotides. RefSeq lists its product as uncharacterized. The record is from RefSeq and is a predicted model, not a curated record. NCBI's taxonomy places the organism in Eukaryota, Metazoa, Chordata, Mammalia, Primates, Hominidae. Bases 503 to 1243 code for a protein of 246 amino acids. The transcript is spliced from 4 exons.